This is a messenger RNA of Corylus avellana, 673 nucleotides long. Its product is annotated as eukaryotic translation initiation factor 1A. Gene Ontology annotation, biological process: translational initiation. The record is from RefSeq and is a predicted model, not a curated record. NCBI's taxonomy places the organism in Eukaryota, Viridiplantae, Streptophyta, Magnoliopsida, Fagales, Betulaceae. Gene Ontology annotation, molecular function: translation initiation factor activity; RNA binding.
GCGAGCGAAUAUGUAUAUAUAUAAACAAAAGUAUAUAUAUAGCUCCUCUUCUCUCACAUUCACACACACACAAAGCAAGCAAGCAAGAGCAUUAGUGCAACAAGAUGCCGAAGAAUAAGGGAAAGGGAGGGAAGAACAGGAAGCGAGGAAAGAACGAGGCGGACGACGAUAAACGGGAGUUGUUGUUCAAAGAAGACGGGCAAGAGUACGCCCAGGUGAACCGAAUGCUGGGGAACGGCCGGUGCGAGGCCACGUGCAUCGACGGCACAAAGCGGCUCUGCCACAUCCGCGGGAAGAUGCACAAGAAGGUGUGGAUUGCCGCAGGGGACAUUGUACUCGUUGGGCUCAGGGACUACCAGGACGACAAGGCUGACAUCAUCCUCAAGUACAUGCCCGACGAGGCCAGGCUCUUGAAGGCCUACGGGGAGUUACCGGAGACUACCAGGUUGAACGAGGGGAUUGCUGCUGGAUUGGUCGAGGAGGAUGAAGGAGUCGGGAGUAAUUAUGUUGUGUUCGAGGAUGAGGAUAUUGAUAAGAUUUAGAAGAGAGAAAGAUCCAUAUAUAUAUAUAUGGGGUUUCGAAUUUUGCUUUUCUUAUGUUUUUGAUUCCAUUUUCUGUUUUCUAAUUAUACCAUUACUGAAAAUAUGUAAGGUUUUAUUUUUCAUAUAAUAUU